Dicentrarchus labrax (European seabass) is the source of this 3884-nucleotide messenger RNA. It is a transcript of the gene fastk, whose product is annotated as Fas-activated serine/threonine kinase. Gene Ontology annotation, molecular function: RNA binding. The transcript has 11 exons. Bases 194 to 3028 code for a protein of 944 amino acids. Gene Ontology annotation, cellular component: ribonucleoprotein granule; mitochondrial matrix. Gene Ontology annotation, biological process: regulation of mitochondrial mRNA stability; mitochondrial RNA processing. Lineage: Eukaryota; Metazoa; Chordata; Actinopteri; Moronidae. The record is from RefSeq and is a predicted model, not a curated record.
CCGUCUCUUACAGUUGCAUGCCGGGUAAACCAAGAUGGCGUGUGCGGGCUGUGUGGAGGAAUGAGACGGCUGACCGCUGACUGUUUCCCCGGUGAACCCGCACUCUCCGCGGCCUCACGAGUUUGAGCUGCCGGUGUCACUGAGCGAUGAGGAGCAGUGUGUUGUUGCCUCCAGGCGUCCUGGCUGUUGGACUAUGCUGUGUUUGUCCACUGGGUGGCGCCUCCUGAGACGAGCUCACCGCCUCCCUCCCUGCCCCCCCCGCUCCGCCACUCAGUCUGCUGCCAUGUACGCCACCCGCCUGUACAGCCCCGCGGGGGGAGGAGGAGGAGGUGGAGGGGGAGGAGGAGGAGGUGGAGGAGGAGGGGGGGUCAAACAGGGGCGGAGGGCGGGGCUGGCCAUGCUCGAGGCGCCCCACCCCCCUCACCCUCACCUCCCUCACCCGGCCCCCCCUCCCCAGGCCUACCCGUUGUACCAGGGCCGCCCCGACCCCCAUCGAGGAGCACACUUCCAUCACCACUACCACCCCCACCCGCAGCCCGCCCACCUGGCCCCGCCCCCGCUGCCCCCCCACUACCAGCACCACACACACUUCCACGCGUAUGGAGGCGGGGCUCCAGUCGGAGGGGGAGGGGCCGCCACCGCUGGCAGCAAGAAGAAGACGUGGAACUUCAUCCACGAAAAGAUGAGCUACGAUACGUUCUUCACCAUGAAGCGUCUGAUCGAGCGCUCGCGGCGUCCCGAUGAGGUUCUGCGUUGGGUCACCCAGAACCCGGCCAAGAUCUCCCACAACCACUACCCCGUCGCCCUGCAGAAGAUUGGACAGCUGCUGCAGGCUGCGCCGCCGCCACGAGGAGGGGUGGGCGACCCCGACGCCGCAGGAGGAGGAGCGGAGGGGGGAGACGGGCGUCAGAUCCUGGAGCAUCAGGACUUUCACACGCUCUGUAACGCCAUCGUCAACGACUGCGCCAAGUUCGACAACUUCAGCAUCGUCAACUGUCUGUACGCCGUGGCGGCGCUCGGUCUUCCCAGUGACUCACAGGUCGUCCAGGUGUUGGAGGCGGAGUCUCAGUCCAGACUGAACCAGUUCAACCAGAAGGAUGUGUCCAUGGUGUUCAGCUCCAGUAUGAAGCUCCACCCGGGCAGCCAGCACCCUCUGACCGAGGCCUGCCUAGCCGGCCUGGAGAAGAACCUGGAGAGAGAGCGCCACCCACAGACACUCUUCUUGCUGCUCUCCUACUACAGACUCAAGUGGCGCUCGCUGCAGGAACCUGCUGUUGCUACAGGGGGCGCUAACGCCGCCGCAGCUAACAGUAACAGCACUACUCCAAACCCUGAACAGCUGCUCGCCAACAGGAAGAUCUUACGUCUGGUCAAACACACGCUGGCGAGUGUCAGUGGCGUCCGUGACCAGGAGAUGGCGCUGUUGGAUGAGAUGCUGGCGGCGUGCGCUCGGGAGGCGAGCAACAAGAGUCUGGAGCUGAUCUUCAGCUCUCACCUGUUCUACCAAAACAGACAGGAGAGGUUCAUCAGCAGUCUGGCAGAGGAUUUGCCGAAGAAGGUGGACAGCAUCACUCCGUACACCAUGGCUCUGAUCGCCAAAUACAUCGCUCGCCAUCGGCUGAGAGAGACGCGGCUGCUCGACACCAUCGCGGACUUCCUGGUGAAGAAGGCAGAGUACCUGGACAGCAAGGUGAUCCAGAAGCUGGUGUUCCCGUUCAGCAGGAUGAGUUACCGUCCGUCCAACGAGCAGCAGUUCUUCUCUCGGCUAGAGGAGGUGGUGGAGCUGAAGGCGCUCAGUUCGCCGCUCGCCACCGUCAACAUCCUCAUGUCUCUGUUCCAGCUGGGACAUUUCCCCGGCCUGGUGCUGCACCGAGUCUUCUCCUCCGCCUUCAUCAUCAACGUCACCAACAGUCCGUACGCGCUCAUCGUCCGCCGCUACCUCUCUCUGCUGGAUGCUGCUGUGGAGCUUGAGUACCGCGAGUACUCUGGACCGCGACUGCAGGACGCCCACAAGGUCCUGAUGUUUGACCACGCCCUGACUGCUGAUGAGGUCAACCGCAAGUACAGUUAUAAAGGUCUGGUGGCGGAGGCACUGAGACAGCUGGUUGGAGAACAGAACUACAAACAAGACGAAGUACUCCCUCCAGGAUACUACACAGACUUUGUGCUGUGGAUGGACAGUUCUGGUCGGGUCCUACCCAUCAGGACCGGAGUGUCACUCAGCCUUGUUCCUCCGUCCUGCGUUGCGUCGGCGUCUAAACCGGCUGACAGUGCGGUUGCUGUCGUGACCUCAGAGUUUCAGAAGUUCUCUCCGUUUGCGGCGCUGGAGGAGGGCGCCGAGCACGUGGGCGAGGCCAUGGAGCCCAGGACCUUCUUACCCCACCACAUCCGUGUUACGCCAGGGGGGACAGCGCCUCCGGGGCCCUCGCGGCCUGGGACUAACGGCGGCCCCUUGGAAUACGGCCCCUACUACGUCCCCGCGGCGGAGUACUACUCCAGUCUGGCAAAGGAGCACUCUCUGGAGAGCCAGGACAGCUCCACACUCAGCAGCCCCCCCUCUGACAGCCUGGCCCAGCCCGGGACCCAGGGGCCUGCAGGGGCUGCGGCCCCGGACUCACUGUUCCAGUUCUCCAUCGGGAAGAUCCUGGAGGAUGAGGGGGGGGCGGGGGGCCAGGGGACGGACUGUGAGCUGCCCAGAUUCUAUGAGGGCGUGGCGUACUCCGAGGGGUCCGGGGCCGACAGGGGGCCCCCGUCGCCGCCACAACUCCACCCCCCCAACAGACCCGACACAGACAACCCCCCAACAGACCAGAGACAGAUCCGGAGGGUCAUCAUGUCCGUCAACGAUAAGUGGCACUACUGCCACAACUCCGAGGUCCUGGUGGGGUCCCGGGCCAUGAGGGACCGCCACCUCAGACUGCUGGGAUACAUCAUCCUCCAGCUGCCGUACCACGAGCUGGAGAAGCUGAACGGGAUCGAGGAGGUGAAGCAGUACCUGCACAAGAAGCUGCUGGACGUCCCGCUAUGACUGUGUGUGUGUGUGUGUGUGUGUGUGUGUGUGUGUGUGUGUGUGUGUGUGUGUGUGGGGUGAGGGGGGGAGGGGCUUUGGGUUCAGAGGUCAGUCAGACUUUAGGGAGGAAAAGAACAACCACAUCCUCACGUUUAUUACAGCUGCAACUAUCAAUUAUUGAUCAAUCAGUUGGAUAAUUCUGCCUUUAUUAAUCAAUCAGUCUGCACAGCCUCACAGAAAGUGAUCAGUUAAUCAGUAAUAAAAAUGUUGAGCAGUAGCAGCUGUAUGUUGACGUGCAGGUCCCAUCAGGCUGUGCGGCUUUUAAAGGAGCCUCCCGCUGAUUUCCAGAGUCAUUUAAUAGGUGGUUUCCCUGUGGCGCUCUGGUGCGUUGAGGAACCUGUGUUCUUGAACGCACCGUCAGGGCCUGUUCUUGACCAUCAGCUGACGGGUCCUUUAAGGCGUGGUCAGGCUGUGCUCUGAUUGGUCGCGGUGUGGAUGAACAAACAUUGUAUCUUUUAGGGGGGGUUGUGGGGGGGUGAGUCCCUUUUUAUAAAGUUUGGUAACCAUGGUAACGAGGAUGAUGCAUGUGGGGGACUCUGUUUUUCGGGCGUUACUGUUUUAUAAAAUCAGACUCAGACGAUCGGGGAGGAGGGGGGGGUCUGUAGUGAGAGCAGGGGCUGAUGGGUACUGUAGUUCUCUGUGAGUGUGUGCCAAAGGCUUCAGGAUGAUGUGUGGGUGAUUAACGGGGUCAAAGGUCAGAUUAUUUAUUUGUGUAUCAGCAGACGGACGAACGGACGGAUGUUUGAGGAAGGAAAGAAGCUUGUUUAUAUUCUACAAAUCUAUUCAUUCAAAUGUUAUAAAAGCUCAAAUCCAA